GUUUGGCUUUGAAGAAAAGACUAUUUCACCGUUUCUUUGGCUUUGUUUCCAGGUUUGGCGUUUUGGUGAUGCACGGCCUCUAAAUUGCCUGUUACACGAGACAUAAGCCGCAUUAUCAGCCUGUUUAAUACCGCUACGCUGUGUUUCCUCCAAUGGAGCGCUGCGUUUUCACGCCCAGCGCCUGUCACGUAGCUCUGAGCGACAUUCUCGGGUUGCAGAACCAGCCGGUCUGUGAGGAGCAGGCCUGGGCGCUCUGCUACCAGCUCUGCUCCCUGCUGGAGCCCAAUUUCACCGGAGAUCUCGGGGGGACGUUUGGCUCCUGGAAGUCCUUUAGGCUCCCAGGACCUGAGGGCAUCUUCUUCUCACACGACGGCAGCGUCUCUCUGAGAAUAGACAGCAGCAAGACUGGUGAGCAGUUUGUCAUGGAGACUGAGGAUCAGACUGUAGAUUACGUGGGCCGUCUGAUGUACUCCUGUCUUGACUGGGGUCUCGGAGCAGAUGUGGAAAGGGAGCUGGACGAGACCCUGGAACUGCUGGUAUCUCAGAUGACCAAAGUGGACAUCAGGCUUGGAGCAGAACACUGUUUUCAGCCGAUAAGCACCAUCACUGAAGUCCUCCAGGUUUGUGAGGAACGUCUUUAUAACCCUAGCCAGGCAGCUCAGCAUUACAGAAGCGUGUGUUCCACCCUUUACUCGCACACAAUAGAGCUGUGCCACUGUCUGCAGAUCAUCCAGCAAACAAAGGAGAGUCUGCAGAAAAUGAUUGUGGAAUCAGAGACCAGUCUAGUCCCGAACAUGACAACUAACUGGAAUGGCGCUCAGGAGUUUGGGUGGAAGGACCUGAUGGAGGAGCUGAGCAGAGGUGUGGUCUUGCACCCCCCGAAGGCCACACUGAGCACUAGUGCUUGUCUGCCUGUGGACACGUCACCAUUCAGCCAGCUCCUGCAGGACAUCCAGCUCAGACGCUACACACUCCGCAAGGUGCAGGCAGGGAGGAGUGGUCAGAGCAAAUCGGACCCUCAUCAGGCACUGCUCGAGGUGAUACGGUCGGGGCCAAAACUGCGUCCAGUCUCUGAGCGCAACCUAAAGCCCAGAGUCCAAAACCCCAAGCAUGAGACCAGUCUGCAUGAACUGCUAAUGCAAGAGAUCCGCUCAGCUGACCGAAUGAAGCUGCUGAGAAGACAGUCUUACAAAGGUACUGUGGAGACUGGCUCAAACGGCCUCGUGCCCAUCUACGAGGACUCUUCACAUGAAGAUACGUCAUUCUUUCUGAAUUCAGUUCCCAACCCAAGCCAACAGGGGGCGCCCUCACAAGGAGGGACAUGUAAAGGCAGUUCUCUUACACCGGAAGACAGUUUUGCAGGUUCAGGUGAUCGAAGUCUGAAGUUCCUUCCUGCUCUCUCUUCCACGCCACAGAGUCCGACUACAGGCUGUAGGCUUUCUCGAGGAAAACGACGCACAAGAUCCUUCACCAGCAACUGGGAGCCACACCAGCUUGCACUGAAAGACAAAGCGUCUGUUCCCAUGACGAUUGCUGACGUGAUUAAAAAGCACUAUUCCGGCGAAGGGAGUCCGAACACCACGUCGUGUGACGCCUACAGGAGCUGGCGGGUUUGUUCAUGUUGUACAAAACGAAGUCUGUAUUUCACCUGGCACAACUUCUGUUCUCUUUGCAAUAGGGUCAUAUGUCCAGAGUGUUGUGUAGAGAUGCAUCUGCCAUUGAAAUGGUGCAUCAACCUUCCCCUAAGCUUCUUUAAGAAAAUCGUACUGAAUAAAGAAAGUGAGCAAAGCCAAAGAAACUUCUGGAAUGAACGCUGGUCAUGGGACCCAUCCCGGGUCCCUCUGGUUCUAGAAGCUCGCCUGCCCCGCUCUGUCUCUCUCCACAGGCUGGCUAUGAGAGACUGGCACAGUCAGGAUGUGUGUGUGGGCUGCCAGGGCCUUCUCCUCGAGGCAUGCGACACAGUCCAUUCCCACUGCCCAAUUACAGUCCCUCAGGAGAUUUGACCCUCUUAUUACACCCACUCUAAUCCCUCCCCUGAACUGGCUGAUUCUCAUUGGCUUUGUCUCAUCUCAUCCUGGCACUCAAAGCAUUUAGUGCUUAUGGACAUUGCGAGUGGAUGCUGGGACAAAAUUCUUUGUGCAAUUGGUUUAAUUUUUUUUUUAUUAUUAUUAUUUCCACACCUAAUGUUGGUGCCUUUAAGACACCUACAACACUGUUUCCUCCUUUAGCCACUGUCACUGUGGAGGUGUGUGUGUGUCGUUCGUUUUUGAUUAUUUUUGUUGUUGGGCUAGAGUGAGUUGUUUUUGGGCUGCUAGAUCACAGUGGACAUUCACUCGUAACAGCGUUCUAGUUGUAUAAAAUGUUAAAUAUUUUAAGAUCCUUUUAAACAUCCAAAGGGAAAUAAAUAUAUUUUCCAUA
Pygocentrus nattereri (red-bellied piranha) is the source of this 2418-nucleotide messenger RNA. RefSeq lists its product as uncharacterized. Gene Ontology annotation, cellular component: cell cortex; cytoplasmic vesicle membrane. Gene Ontology annotation, molecular function: actin binding. Gene Ontology annotation, biological process: Golgi vesicle transport; cleavage furrow formation; polar body extrusion after meiotic divisions. The record is from RefSeq and is a predicted model, not a curated record. The transcript has 16 exons. Lineage: Eukaryota; Metazoa; Chordata; Actinopteri; Characiformes; Serrasalmidae. The coding region runs from base 153 to 2003 and encodes 616 amino acids.